GUCAAUGUACCAAGAUUACACUAUAUUGAUACCCCUCUUGUCCAGAGCGAUAGAACUGGACCCAGGAUUUGGUUACUGGUACUAUCUCAGUGGAAAAGUAAUAAGGCGACUAAGAAGAGAGUAUGAAGAAAACAUGGUCAUAGAAGAGUUGGAUCACUUUGCAAAGGCUGUAGAGUUACAAAGGAACCCAAAGUUUUUAGUUUUCCUAGCUCAAGCAUAUCAAGAACUUGCAAAUCUUCUGUUUCAUACCAAAGAUACAAGCGUAAAAAACACUGUUGAUGAGUUCCUUCAAAAGUCUGUUGAGCUGUUUAGGGAAUGUUGGCAGCUAAAGAGUGAUUCUGCUUCAAUAUCAAAAAGAGUUGGAAAUGGAAUGAUGAAGAUGAAACGUGGAUUUAUUGAUAAGAAAGUAGCAAUAGAAGCCUUACUGAAAGCCAAUGAACUUUCACUUAAAAAACCAAACUUUGCUUUAGGAAAGUUUUACUGUAUACAUGAACAGAAUGUUGAAAAGGCUUUGGAAUUCUUCAAAAAAGAUGCUCCCAGUAACUAUGCAAGUCCUGAAAUAAUUCGAUUGAGUCUCAUAAUGUCAAAUCCCAACUACAAUCUUGAUCUUGAGGAAGUGCUGAUUGAAUGGGUGAAUGCUGAUCAAGGAACAUUAAAACAACAAUCUGCCCUUUGUGACUGCGGAUGGUACUACUUGAUCUACAGAAAAGACCUGGAAUCAGCUGUUGAUUGUUUUUGGAGAGUCUUGCAGGCAGAUUUCAAAGCGUUUAAAGUUUUGGAAUUCCAAAGCUAUGGAUUCAUGGUUCAAGGUCCCAUAAACAUGGUUGAGGUUUUGGUAAAUGAAAUUUUAUUAGCAAGAGAAAAAAAAGAGAUCCAGCCAACUAAACAGAAGAAAUUAGAGAAAUUCCUGGAUAGGAUGUUAGAGAAAUAUCCUGAUCUCAAAGAUAUCACUCCUAAACCAAAACUACUUGACCAGUUAAACUCAGAGGUGGAACGCUCAAUUGAUUUACAUAGAAGAAGGUUUUUUUGGACUAAUCGUAGCUAUGGGGUCAAUCGUAGAAGGAACGAACUGAAAAUAAGAUCAGAUGAGCCAUGCAACUGGAGAGCAAAAACUAAUCCAGAAGACAGCAAUGUUCAGGAACUUGAGGAACAAGUACGCAACUGGCAGGAUGAAGAACAGAUCAAUUUGACUGAUACAAAAGAUAACAGACGUGAUUGGAAGAACACAUUCGAUAAUGGAGACAACGAUAGAAAAAGCAGAGAAUCCAAUCGUAACCGGAGCUCUGGAAGAGAUGGUUACAACUGGAGAACUAGAGAUUCUAGAGAAGAGAUGGGCCAACAGAGUAGAGUAAAUACUACAACUACAUCAUAUUAUAAGAAUAGAGGGAAAAGUAAUAGUAGAUAUGAUGUAACAGUAACAGACUGGCGUAGGGAGGGCAAAAACUGAAAUACUAAAUACCUUAGUUAAACUAAUGGACAAGAAUUGACUGACUUGUACAUAGACUAAUUUGCUUUAAUAUGUUAAUAGUGUUGAAUUAUCUAUGCAAACCAAGUUUACAUUCAAAUCUAUAUCUAUAUUAUUGAUUUGGAAGGGGUUAUUUUAUUUUGUAAACAGGACUCUUAGAGUUUUUAGUCUAUUUUGACGUUUCUGGUGUCAUUUUAAAGAGCUCACUCAGCAAUUUUGCUAACCAUAAAAUGAGCUCAUUGUAUGGUAAGGGCUUUGCCCCAGUGGCCCUCAAAUCUUCCAUGUUAACCUUAUGUAAUAAUAGUAUUGCAAUCAUCGGUUCAUUUGUUUGUUUUUAAUUUUAACAUUUUAAGUAUUAUUACUUUCAUGGCAUUUUACAUUAUAAUCUUUUUUCGUCAUACUGCAACAAAAACAGCUGUAAAAUGUUUAAUGCAAGCACUGCGGGUCUGAGGUAGCAUUUUUACUCUCUAGGGAGUAAAAAGCAAUUUUAGCCCCUAGGGAGUAAAAGUCAGCUGAUGUCGACUUUGUUGUACAUUUUGAUUGUAGCUUAUUGUUGCUUUAUUGUAUAAAUAGUUCAACAUAUCGAUAGUAUAAUGUACUCUAACAUAACCGUAAUAGACAAAACGAUAGAAUCACUUAGGCUACUAAACAGCUGAUUGUUUCCAUUAGUAAAUUAAAUGGAAAACAAGCUAUAGUUCGGCCGCUUAGAAAACGACCUCCUCUAGCAUUGGUUUAGCAUUAGCGCGCAGGUCGUUUUCUAAGCGGCCGAACUAUGGAAGUAGUUUUCAUAGGUUAUAUUUAAAUAAAAACUAUUUCAGUUUUGUAACUUAGUUUGAUGAAAUAAUGGUGC
Molecule: messenger RNA, 2315 nt
Organism: Macrosteles quadrilineatus (aster leafhopper)
Lineage: Eukaryota; Metazoa; Arthropoda; Insecta; Hemiptera; Cicadellidae
Exons: 5
Coding region: 5-1447 (480 amino acids)
Molecular function (GO): protein binding
Source: RefSeq, a predicted model, not a curated record